CAGUCCGUUGCUGUUGUUUGUGAGUACGCAGACCUUGCAGAGAACCAGCUCCGACUCCACAGCCGGACCAUCAGCCACCAUGAGAGAGUUCAAGAGCAAAGAGUUCUGGAGGGCCGUCCUGGCCGAGCUGGUUGGCAUGACCCUCUUCAUUUUUCUCAGCAUCUCCACGGCCAUCGGGAACCCAAACAACGCCAACCCAGACCAGGAGGUGAAGGUGUCGCUGGCCUUCGGACUAGCCAUCGCAACGCUGGCUCAAAGUUUGGGGCACAUCAGUGGAGCCCACCUCAAUCCCGCAGUCACCCUGGGGAUGCUCGCCAGCUGCCAGAUCAGUCUGUUCAAGGCAGUCAUGUACAUCGUAGCACAGAUGCUGGGUUCAGCCCUGGCCAGUGGCAUCGUGUUUGGGACGCGGCCAAAUGCAACCAGUGCACUGGGGCUCAACGCUCUUAAUGGUGUCACCCCCAGCCAAGGCGUGGGCAUAGAGCUUCUGGCAACCUUCCAGCUCGUGCUGUGUGUUAUUGCAGUCACAGAUAAAAGGCGGCGUGAUGUCACCGGCUCUGCUCCCCUGGCCAUUGGCCUCUCGGUCUGCCUGGGACACUUGGCAGCUAUCAGCUACACGGGCUGUGGAAUCAAUCCCGCCCGCUCCUUUGGUCCAGCUCUGAUCCUGAGUGAUUUCACAGACCACUGGGUGUACUGGGUGGGUCCGAUGUGUGGCGGAGUAGCCGCGGCUCUCAUUUACGAUUUCCUGCUGUUGCCCAAAUUUGAUGACUUCCCCGAGCGUAUGAAGGUCCUGGUCAGCGGUCCAGUGGGCGACUAUGAUGUCAAUGGAGGCAAUGAUGCCACCGCCGUGGAGAUGGCGUCAAAAUAGCUGCAGCUAAAACCCUUUAUUACCAAUGUACAUGUCUAAACUCUUGUAAAAUAUAUAUGUAUAAAAUUCAUUUGAAAAAAAAAGCUAAAACAUUUCUUGAAUUUUAUGUAUUUUAGCAUUUUUGUGUUGUUUUUAAAUACAAAUGAGGAUUUUCUACAGGUCAUAGCUUGCUUUUUUUGACCCAGCACUAACUUGUCAUUCUUGCAAGUUUCGAUUCAAAGUCUUAACAAAGCAGCCGUUUUGAACAUGUUUCCCUUAUCAGUAUUCUAUGUUGAGCCAUUUUUUGUAUAUUUCAACAUAUCUGUAACACGUUUUAUUUCUGAAGGAUGAUGUAUUGAGUGUGCACUUAAAUGUCUCAUUUUUUUACGUAAAAUAAAAACACUUGAUGUAAAAA
This is a messenger RNA of Nothobranchius furzeri (turquoise killifish), 1259 nucleotides long. Its product is annotated as aquaporin FA-CHIP. The record is from RefSeq and is a predicted model, not a curated record. Lineage: Eukaryota; Metazoa; Chordata; Actinopteri; Cyprinodontiformes; Nothobranchiidae. Gene Ontology annotation, cellular component: membrane. Gene Ontology annotation, biological process: hyperosmotic response; renal water transport; carbon dioxide transmembrane transport. Gene Ontology annotation, molecular function: water channel activity; carbon dioxide transmembrane transporter activity; glycerol transmembrane transporter activity.